Danaus chrysippus (African queen) is the source of this 414-nucleotide messenger RNA. NCBI's taxonomy places the organism in Eukaryota, Metazoa, Arthropoda, Insecta, Lepidoptera, Nymphalidae. The record is from the annotation of a GenBank genome assembly.
AUGGUAGAUAUAAGAAAAGUACCAUACUACUACAACGCACGUAGUCAAACAUAUCUUUAUCCUUCCAAACGACCUCCAGAUAGUCAGGAAGCGAAGAUAUUGACUUCAAAAGGGACAUUAAAUACUAGUUAUAUAAAAAAUGAAACCAAAGAAACUGGUGAUUUGUUAAUCAGAGACGAUGUAACUCCGGAAUAUAACUUUUGGGCGUUGUUGCUGUUAAUAUUUCCAUUUUUUACUCUGUUCGGCAAUGUACUUGUGAUCAUGAGUGUAGUAAGAGAGAGGACAUUGCAAACUGUGACGAAUUACUUUAUAGUGAGUUUAGCGGUCGCCGAUUUACUUGUUGCUGUCGUCGUUAUGCCAUUCGGAGUUUAUUAUUUGCGUAACAUUUAUCGUCUGUCAAAUGUGGAGGGUUAA